UAGAAAAACUACAAUAAUAGAAAAUAAAAGAGAAAGUGCAGUUUGAAAUAGACUCUUAUGUCGAGCAAUUCAGAGAACGACCGAUAUUGGCACAAAUGUGGGAUUCAGCAGAGGUAGGAAUUAAUAGAGGUAGGAAUAGAUAAUGUGUCUCGGUAUAAAUAUAAUUGAAAUAUAAUUCGAAAAUUUGUGGAGGAUAAAUGGAGCAGUAUACAGACAAUGGUGAGUGCAGGAGGAAAGGAAAAAGAAAGAAAAGGGGGUGGUGGUCAAUAAGCUGCCUCUCAAUCGAACAGCAUAAAGAGAGCGGUGAGCGGAAGAAGGAAGGAAUGGACAAUAAACUAGGCCUCGCCCCUUUUCCAGUACAAGUUUUCAGUCAGGUCGGCUCACAGCAAUAUAAAGAGAGAAGAGGUUCCUAAGCGUGCAUAGAGUGUUUUGAUACUCGUAGCAGUAUGUCUGGUCGCGGCAAAGGCGGUAAAGGACUCGGAAAAGGAGGGGCUAAGCGCCAUCGGAAGGUACUUCGUGAUAACAUUCAAGGUAUUACUAAACCGGCUAUUCGUCGUUUGGCUCGUCGUGGUGGUGUCAAGCGUAUUUCUGGGUUGAUCUAUGAAGAGACCCGUGGUGUGCUCAAAGUUUUUCUCGAAAACGUGAUCCGUGAUGCUGUUACUUACACCGAGCAUGCGAAGCGGAAGACUGUGACAGCCAUGGACGUGGUUUACGCUUUAAAACGACAGGGUCGUACUUUGUACGGAUUCGGAGGUUAAGCUUUUCUUUUGACUUAAGUUAAAAAUCAAAUAGCAAGAAACACAAAGGCUCUUUUAAGAGCCACCCAUAUUUUCGCAAUAAGAGUUGUAUUGCUAAAUAGUCUUAUGAAAGUACAAUGUAUUAUAUUUCAGUUAGAUAGGGUUUUUGUAUUGUCUUAGUGGUUUUGCUUGAUAAAACAUGCAUUGGAAAUGAAAUAGAAAAUAAA
Molecule: messenger RNA, 964 nt
Organism: Caretta caretta (loggerhead turtle)
Lineage: Eukaryota; Metazoa; Chordata; Testudines; Cheloniidae
Product: histone H4
Cellular component (GO): nucleosome
Molecular function (GO): structural constituent of chromatin; protein heterodimerization activity; DNA binding
Source: RefSeq, a predicted model, not a curated record